GAAGGGGAAUUGUGGUCGUGUGAACGAACCGAGUUACCUUGCGCGGGUUUGGUGAAUGGCAGCUAAGGGCUCAGGCAGCAGGAACCAGACAUCAUGGUUCAGCUGGGGCACUGCCUCCUGAAAAGGUACCACAACGUGCAUACCGUCAUCCGCUUUGCUAUGGGUGGCUGCGCCAACAGGCCUUACUUUCGGAUCGUGGCCGCACAGAACAAGCGAGCCCGGGACGGGAAGUACUUGGAGCAGAUUGGGUGCUACGACCCGCUUCCCAACGACCACAACGAGAGGAUCGUUGGUGUGAACUUCGAGCGGCUGAAAUACUGGAUUGCCAAUGGCGCCCACCUCACCAAGCCCAUUGAGAAACUUCUGGGGCUUUCUGGAUUCUUCCCCCUGCAUCCGAUGACCAUCACAAACGCCGAAAGAGUGAGGAAAGCACAAGCCCAGCAGGCUGAGAGGGCUGCUCAGGAAGAAGCAAGCUCAGUUCGGAAUGAAUAAAAGAGCAAAG
Lacerta agilis (Sand lizard) is the source of this 502-nucleotide messenger RNA. RefSeq names its product mitochondrial ribosomal protein S16 (gene MRPS16). Bases 94 to 492 code for a protein of 132 amino acids. The record is from RefSeq and is a predicted model, not a curated record. Gene Ontology annotation, biological process: mitochondrial translation. Lineage: Eukaryota; Metazoa; Chordata; Lepidosauria; Squamata; Lacertidae. Gene Ontology annotation, cellular component: ribosome; mitochondrial small ribosomal subunit. The transcript has 4 exons. Gene Ontology annotation, molecular function: structural constituent of ribosome.